Molecule: messenger RNA, 4866 nt
Organism: Penaeus indicus
Lineage: Eukaryota; Metazoa; Arthropoda; Malacostraca; Decapoda; Penaeidae
Product: fibroin heavy chain-like
Exons: 9
Coding region: 1-4632 (1543 amino acids)
Source: RefSeq, a predicted model, not a curated record
AUGAGAGCUUUGGCCAUUACAAGAAACAAUAUGACCAACUUAUUUGAUAUAAUGUGCACACAGUUAUCAUGCAUUCCAAAUACCAGUAGAAAUACAGGUAUAUCUGUAAACCUGGACCUGAUAGCAACGAAUCCAAGGCAAAACCGAACUACUCUUAAUAGGAGAACUGGUUACAAUCUGAAAGUGAACUGCUUCUCAUCAACAUCUCGUCUGCGAUCCUUUCUCUUAAAGUACGCGACGCAGGUCCAUUAUUUCCUCCGAAUGCCGGCCCUGGAACACGUGAGGCGGCUGGCUGCAGGGACAACGCACAAGAACACAAUGUGGAAGAAGGUGUUAGUAGCGUUGGCGGCGGUGUUGGCGGCGGACGCCCUCAAGGUCGAGGAGGCCGAGGUUCAGCGUGUGCCUCGCCAAAGCGGCGGUUACGCGUAUCAGCAACCGGUCGGAGGCCAGGCCGUACUCGGAUCCGGGACUGGAGGAGCAACUGGGGGCCAAGCCGCGCUAGGAUCUGGGACUGGAGGAGCAACUGGAGGCCAGGCUGCACUCGGAGCUGGGGCAGCAGCUGCGGCGGCAGCAGCUGCAAGCGCUGGAGCUGGGGCAGCAGCUGCAGGCGCUGGAGCCGGGGCAGGAGCAUCUGGUGGCCAGGCCGCACUCGGGACAGGAGUGGGAGGACAAGCAGCGCUCGGCGCCGGUGGGGCCGUCACCCCAUGGCCACCUCUUAUGCCCUACCAAUUCGCUUAUGAAGUUAAGGACGACGCAACCACCAAUUACCAUAACCGAGUUGAAUUUGUCGAAAAUGGAGUUCUUCAGGGAAGUUUCAGCCUUCUUUCCUCAGACGGCGUUGUGCGCACCUACAUCUAUUCUGACGAUGGCACUUCUGGAUUUAAGGUUACCUCCCACGAGAUCCCGACAGACAUCGUUGUAGCUGGAUCGGGCUUGCCAGGAGACCCUAAGGCUGCUGGUGGUGCAGGCGCUAGUGCUGGUGCUAGUGCCUCUGCAAGCGCAUCGGCCGGAGCAAGUGGAGGUGCAGGCGCUGCCGGAGCUGCUUCUGCUGCUGGUGCAGCUGGAUCAGCAGGUUUUGGAGCAGGUGCUGCAGCAGCUGGCGCAGCAGGAUCAGCAGGAUUCGGAGCCGGUGGAGCGGCAGCUGGCGCAGCUGGAUCAGCAGGAUUUGGGUCCGGUGGAGCAGGAGGAUUCGGAGCCGGUGGAGCAGCAGCUGGUGCAGCUGGAUCAGCAGGAUUCGGAGCUGGUGGAGCCGGUGGAGCGGCAGCUGGCGCAGCUGGAUCAGCAGGUUUCGGAGCUGGUGGAGCCGGUGGAGCAGCAGCUGGCGCAGCUGGAUCAGCAGGAUUUGGGUCCGGUGGAGCAGGUGGAUUCGGAGCCGGUGGAGCAGCAGCUGGUGCAGCUGGAUCAGCAGGAUUCGGAGCUGGUGGAGCCGGUGGAGCGGCAGCUGGCGCAGCUGGAUCAGCAGGUUUCGGAGCUGGCGGAGCCGGUGGAGCAGCAGCUGGUGCAGCUGGAUCAGCAGGAUUUGGGGCCGGUGGAGCAGGAGGAUUCGGAGCCGGUGGAGCGGCAGCUGGCGCAGCUGGAUCAGCAGGUUUCGGAGCUGGUGGAGCCGGUGGAGCGGCAGCUGGCGCAGCUGGGUCAGCAGGUUUCGGAGCCGGUGGAGCGGCAGCUGGCGCAGCUGGAUCAGCAGGAUUCGGAGCUGGUGGAGCCGGUGGAGCGGCAGCUGGCGCAGCUGGAUCAGCAGGAUUUGGUGCCGGUGGAGCAGCAGCUGGUGCAGCUGGAUCAGCAGGAUUCGGAGCCGGUGGAGCCGCAGCUGGCGCAGCUGGAUCAGCAGGUUUCGGAGCUGGUGGAGCCGGUGGAGCGGCAGCUGGCGCAGCUGGAUCAGCAGGAUUUGGUGCCGGUGGAGCAGCAGCUGGUGCAGCUGGAUCAGCAGGAUUCGGAGCCGGUGGAGCCGCAGCUGGCGCAGCUGGAUCAGCAGGAUUUGGGGCCGGUGGAGCAGCAGCUGGUGCAGCUGGAUCAGCAGGAUUCGGAGCCGGUGGAGCAGCAGCUGGCGCAGCUGGAUCAGCAGGAUUUGGGUCCGGUGGAGCAGGAGGAUUUGGGGCCGGUGGAGCAGGAGGAUUUGGGGCCGGUGGAGCAGCAGCUGGUGCAGCUGGAUCAGCAGGAUUCGGAGCCGGUGGAGCAGCAGCUGGAUCAGCAGGAUUUGGUGCCGGUGGAGCAGCAGCUGGUGCAGCUGGAUCAGCAGGAUUCGGAGCCGGUGGAGCGGCAGCUGGAUCACCAGGAUUUGGGGCCGGUGGAGCAGCAGCUGGCGCAGCUGGAUCAGUAGGGUUUGGAACUGGUGGGGCAGCAGCUGGUGGAGCCUCUGGAUUUGGAGUUGGUGGAGUGGGAAGUGCCGCAGCUGGUUCAUCUGGUUUUGGAGCUGGAGCAGCAGGUGCUGGUUUCGGAAGUGGAGGAGCUACAGUGUCCUCAGGAACUGGAUCUGGUGCCACAUUAUUAACAAGCUUUGGUCCAGGUGCAGCUGGUGCUGUUGGAACAUUUGGUAGCGGUGCCCCUAAUGUUCCCGUAUUUGUGGUACAUCCCAAUCUCGUUGGAGGGGCCGGCGCAACCCAUACAACGACAGGCACUUUUGGCCAGCCAAGUUUUGCUGCUCUUGUAAGUGGCCCUGGACAGGCUGGAGGAGCAUCUGUUAGCACCCACAGUGCUGCUGGACAAUCUGGCCAGCCCACAUCUUUCUUCAUCCUCGGAGGAACAGGAGGUGCGGGAUUAGGUGCUGGUGCUGCAACUGGAGCUGGGGGAGCUGGUGCUGCAGCAGCUAGUGCUGCUGGAUCAGCUGGAUUUGGAGCUGGUGGAGCCGGAUCUUCUGGCUUUGGAGCUGGUGGAGCAGGUGCUGCAUCAGCCAGUGCAGCUGGGUCAGCUGGUUUUGGAGCUGGUGGAGCCGGAUCUUCUGGCUUUGGAGCUGGUGGAGCUGGAUCUUCUGGCUUUGGAGCUGGUGGAGCAGGUGCUGCAUCAGCCAGUGCAGCUGGGUCAGCUGGAUUUGGAGCUGGUGGAGCUGGAUCAUCCGGUUUUGGAGCUGGUGGAGCUGGAUCAGCUGGUUUUGGAGCUGGUGGAGCCGGAUCUUCUGGCUUUGGAGCUGGAUUUGGAGCUGGUGGAGCUGGAUCAUCCGGUUUUGGAGCUGGUGGAGCUGGAUCAUCCGGUUUUGGAGCUGGUGGAGCUGGAUCAGCUGGUUUUGGAGCUGGUGGGGCAGGUGCUGCAUCAGCCAGUGCAGCUGGUUCGGCUGGUUUUGGAGCUGGAUCUACAGGCUUUGGAACAGGUGGUUUUGGUACCGGAGGUGCAGCAGCAAGUGCCUCUGGAGCUGCUUCUGCUGGAACAUCUGGAUUUACUAGCAUCGGAUUUCCCACUGCAUCGGCCCUCACCAGCACCCAAGGCUCUGCAUCUGCUGGAUCAACUACAGGAUUUACUACAGGCGGCGGAAGUUCUACCGUGUCAUUCUCUAGUGGGGCUCCAGUAGCUGCUGCCCUCACAAGUACGCCUCAUGGUUCUACUUCUGCAGCUUCUGCUGCUUCGUCUGCAGCAUCAGCAGGUUCCACUGGUGCAGGAUUUGGCGCAAGUGGAGCAAGUGCUGCUGCUGCAGGUUCUGCAGGUGCUAAUAUUGGGCAGAUUUUUUCAGCUCACACAGCUAGAGCUCUCCAGUCAGUACAUUCAGCAGCUCAAGCUUCUUCCAGCCCAACAGCAUCAGCUCUUGUAUCUUCACCUAUUGGCAUAACAAACCGCCAAGGUGCCUCAGCUGCUGCUAGUGCUGCUUCAAGUGCUGCUUCAGGUGCCGCUUCAGGUGCUGCUUCAAGUGCUGCUGCAGGUGCUGCUUCAAGUUCUGCCUCAGGUGCUGCUUCAAGUUCUGCGUCAGGUGCUGCUUCAAGUAUUGGCUCAAGAUUUUUAGGUGCAGGUAGUGCAGGUGCUCCUGCAUCAGUAACAAUAAUAAACCGAGGUGCACAAUCUGCAGGUGCAGCCUCAGGGGCAGCUUCAGCCUCAAGUGGAGGAGCAGGUUCAUUUGGCCCAUCUUUCACGGUUUUCUCACCUGGCAGUGGUGGAGCUUCAGCAGCUUCUGCAUCUGGUGCCGGUGCAACAUUUGGCACCCAGUCUUCAGGUGCAGCAUCAGGAGCAGCUUCAGCCUCAAGUGCAGGAGCAGGCUCAUUUGGCCCAUCUUUCACAGUUUUUUCUCCUGGUAGCAGUGGCGCUGCAGCCGCUUCUGCAUCUGGCUCUGGCUCAACGUUUGGCACAAGUGGUAUUCAGGCAGUUCCAGUAUUUCUCCUGAAUCAGCAAUCAUUAGGAAACUUUGCCCCCACUGGCGGAGCACAAUUCUUCACCACUGGUGAUGCUGGAGCACCCUUCACAACAACUGUAUUCAACAGUGGUCCAUCACAAGGAAACCCUUCAAUUGGUGCUGCUAUUACUGUGGGUAGCAGUUCACCGGUGAUUGCCAGCUCCCAAGGUGGUAACGUCCUGGGAACGACGAGACACCAGACAGAUCUUCAAGGCCACAGCAUCUUCGUCAACAAUCCCACUUCUUUCGCUCAAGUUCACACCAAACCAGCAGGCAGCGCAGGAAACGCUCUUCCUGGUUCUCAUGUUAAGUCGCAAGGCUAGGACAAACAUCUGAUAAGAAUGCAUCGUAUAGCUUUUCAAAAAUAUAUUUCAUUGUUGCGGAAGUAGGGAGUGGCUUUAAAUAGAAUGCGUGUUUAUAAGAGAAAUAUAUUGAAUGCGUUGUUUUUGUUAUCGUAUAUAGUGCUAUUAUGUAAUAUAUCUCUAUUAGUCUGUUAAUCAGUUUUAUGUGAAUGUGAAUUUUAUGUGUAUAUAGAAAUAUAUAAAUGAAAUAAGCAA